UCGGCACCCGCUCUAAGCACAAUCUUCCAAUUCCCAGCUGGCUCUGGCGCAUGGGUUGAGAACAUUGCUGAGCGUGCCAAUGGCAAGCUCCUCGUCACGCGCAUGUUCACCCCUGAGCUCUGGCUCAUCGAUCCCUCGACCGGCUCUGCCGAACUGGUCUACAGCUUUCCUGAUGCCAAUUCCGUCACCGGCAUUACACCCACUGGUAACAACGAUGAAUUCGCCGUUGCUGUCGGGAACGUGAAUGCCGCCACCUUUACACCUGAGGCCGGCAGCUGGAGCACCUGGAGAGUCAACCUAUCUGGAUCCAAGGCCACUGCCACCCUCAUCACCAAGAUUCCCGAGGCCAAAUUCUUGAAUGGCAUGGGUGCUUUCAAGACCGGAGGUUCAAAAGGCCUUCUUAUCACUGACUCGGUUGUUGCUGGCAUCUGGGCCGUUGAUCUCGAUACCGGUGCGACGAGCCUCGCGCUCCAAGACGACUCCAUGCUCUCACCUGCUGGUGCGACCUUCGCAGUCGGUAUUGAUGGUUUCCGUGUCAAGGGCAACAACCUUUACUACACAGUCUUCGCUGGUGGUGUGCUUCGCCGCAUCAGCGUCGAGUUCCCGUCUGCCGCAGAUCUCGCUGCCGGCACCGCUAUCCUCAAGCAAAUCGCUGUUGAUGAGCUUGCAAACACCGGUGGUUCAUUCGAUGACUUCGACGUCGCAGCUGAUGGCACCGUCUACGUCACCACCAACCCCGAGAAUACUGUCGUCAAGGUCGCCGCUGCUGGUGGCAAGCCGACCCUUGUGGCUGGCAACGUUGGGUCUCUUGAUCUUGCUGGUGCGUCAUCAGCACUUCUGUCUACGGUCGCUACCAAUGUGCUGUACGUCACCACGUCAGGCGGGGUUGCCGCGCCUGUAAACGGCACCUUGUCUGAGGCUGGAAAAAUCAUGAAGAUU
Molecule: messenger RNA, 939 nt
Organism: Boeremia exigua
Lineage: Eukaryota; Fungi; Ascomycota; Dothideomycetes; Pleosporales; Didymellaceae
Exons: 1
Source: RefSeq, a predicted model, not a curated record